Messenger RNA from Drosophila ficusphila, 228 nucleotides. RefSeq lists its product as uncharacterized. NCBI's taxonomy places the organism in Eukaryota, Metazoa, Arthropoda, Insecta, Diptera, Drosophilidae. The record is from RefSeq and is a predicted model, not a curated record. The coding region runs from base 9 to 197 and encodes 62 amino acids. The transcript is spliced from 2 exons.
GAUUAAAUAUGCAGGGAUGCUGGGCUCUCUCGAAGGACACCACUGGACGAGGACCGCAUUCAAAUGCCGCAGAAGUGCAACGACAAUCGAGGGACCCGAAAUCCAACAGUUCGUACUACACUCAGAUAAUUAAUGGUGACUUUUGGAGUAAGAAUAAUGUCUUUGCUAUGAGUUUGAAUAAGGAUUUGAUAUAUUGAUUAAAUAUAUAUGUUCUUUUUUAAGUACUAA